GAGAGCAUGGUGAAAUAGUUGGGAAGAUUGUGAAACACAAUCCCUUGAAUGCUUUUGAUGGUUAUGCAAACAAGGCGGAGUCCAAUAAAAAAAUUAUAACCAAUUGUUUUACGCGUGGAGAUAUGGCGGUCAGAUCAGGUGACAUACUGGUGAUGGAUGAGGAAGGUUACCUGUAUUUCAUCGAUCGUAGUGGUGAUACAUUCCGAUGGAAAGGUGAAAACGUAUCAACCGGAGAAGUCGAAAACAUUGUGAGCAAAGUUUUAAACCAUUCAGCCUGCGUCGUUUACGGUGUCGAAAUUCCAAACAAUGAUGGCAGAGCGGGAAUGGCUGCUGUCCAAAUGAAAGCCAACGAUAUCAAUUGCAGUGAUUUAUACCUAAAUUUGAAGAAGAAACUACCGUCAUAUGCCUUACCUAUGUUCAUCCGGGUAUGUGACGAUUUAGAAUUAACUGGUACCUAUAAGCUGAGGAAAGUAUCUUUGCAAAAGGAAGGUUACAAUCCAGAGAAUGUAUCAGAUGCGUUGUACUUCAUCGAUCAUAAACAAAAGUCUUAUGUUCCUCUCACCAGAGAUAGGCACGAAGACAUCAUUAGUGGGAGAGUCAGACUGUGAUAAUUUGUAAUCUUCCCUCUGGCAUCAAAUCAAUAAACAUUUUUUUUAUAUAA
Parasteatoda tepidariorum (common house spider) is the source of this 661-nucleotide messenger RNA. RefSeq names its product long-chain fatty acid transport protein 4. Gene Ontology annotation, cellular component: endoplasmic reticulum membrane; plasma membrane. Gene Ontology annotation, molecular function: long-chain fatty acid-CoA ligase activity; long-chain fatty acid transmembrane transporter activity. Lineage: Eukaryota; Metazoa; Arthropoda; Arachnida; Araneae; Theridiidae. The record is from RefSeq and is a predicted model, not a curated record. Gene Ontology annotation, biological process: long-chain fatty acid import into cell; long-chain fatty acid metabolic process.